This is a messenger RNA of Plectropomus leopardus (leopard coralgrouper), 718 nucleotides long. It is a transcript of the gene praf2, whose product is annotated as PRA1 domain family, member 2. Gene Ontology annotation, cellular component: membrane. NCBI's taxonomy places the organism in Eukaryota, Metazoa, Chordata, Actinopteri, Perciformes, Serranidae. The record is from RefSeq and is a predicted model, not a curated record.
AAGAUGGCAGGCGUGCAGCCGCCACCCCUCCGGAGCCUGGAUGAUUUUCUCCUAAGCUCGGCUCGGUUCGCGGUGCCCGACGUGCGCGAUCUGGACCGCUGGAACAACCGCAUCAUCAACAACCUGCUGUACUACCAGAGCAACUAUUUCCUGUCCGCGCUGGGCUUCCUGCUCAUAGUGGGGUAUUUCCAGCCCUUCCAGUUGUUUGUCGGGGCGACGGUGGUCACCAUUUUAUUCAUGGGCUUUGUCUGGGUUGCCGAGAACCAAGCUCCUGUUCGCCGCUUCCGUCGAAAUCACCCAUCAGUCUCUGUGUGUGCCAUUCUUCUGGCCAGUUACCUCUUCAUAUCGGUGCUGGGAGGUGUGGCCGUGUUCCUGUUUGGGAUAGCCUUCCCCAUACUGAUGGUUCUGGUCCACGCGUCGGUGAGGCUGCGGAGCCUGAAGAACAAGCUGGAGAACAAACUAGAAAGCAUUGGUCUGAAGAGGACCCCCAUGGGACUCCUGUUAGAGGCCCUGGGACAGGAACAGGAAGCUGGAUCCUAAAGAGAAAGCAGAGAUGUGCAGGUUAGGGGGAGAUAGUUUGGGCUUCAUCUGAGGGAAAUGACAAGAGAAAAGGAUGUAAGGUGGGUGUGAUAUAGGAAGAGGGAGAGUCAAGAACAAAAGGGGUGGUUUAGUUUGUUCAAAAACACUAAUUUGAAAUUAACAAUGAAGGAAAAGAUCU